Molecule: messenger RNA, 1758 nt
Organism: Seminavis robusta
Lineage: Eukaryota; Bacillariophyta; Bacillariophyceae; Naviculales; Naviculaceae
Source: the annotation of a GenBank genome assembly
AUGAGCUCGGAAGAUUCUCCAACACCGCGACCUGCUGUCUCCACUGCUGGCACAGCCACCAACAACACAAGCCACCAACACAAGCCAAAAAAGGAUUCGGCACCAUUGGAUACGCUGGGAGUCAGUGUCCAUCACCUCCAACAUGUACUUUUGGCACAAGAAAUUUUGACGUCAACAGAUGCAUCUACGGGAAAUUUUCUUUCCAGAGACUCCAAAAUCUAUGAAAUUGAGAAUCUGAAAGGUCCUCCGGGGAUCAUCCGAACAAGAGGUACCAACACUGUCUGUCCAAUCGAUGGAAGAUUGGGAUCCGCCUAUGUCCACUGUCUACAAGGAGACGACCAUGUGGGAGAGGCAACUCAUAUGUUAAGCUAUUCUUGGAAUUAUUCGAUUGGGGAUAUUGUGGAUACUCUUUCCGAUUUCUGUCACCAGCACAAGCUCAAUCCAAAGAGAACGUAUAUCUGGAUCUGUUGCCUUUGCGUCAAUCAACACAGGGUCGUAGAACACUCGGCUCAGCAGGAACAAUCAGGAAUGAUUGUAAACCCUGCCAAUAACAAGGUGGACUUCUUUGCCAUUUUUGGAGAACGUGUCAAAAAGAUUGGUCAUUUGCUGGCCAUGAUGGCUCCAUGGAAUGCACCCAUCUACAUCACUCGAGUUUGGUGUAUUUUUGAAGUCUUUACAGCUCACACCACAAAUGCCUGCAAGGUGGAUAUUGUCAUGCCGCCCAAGGAGAAGCAAUCUCUAGAGCAGGAUGUUGUUGAUAAUGGAGGAGGCAUUGAUGCACUUUAUGAGACUCUUUGCAACACCAAAGUUGAAAAGGCCAAGGCAUCUGUGGAAAGUGACAGGCUGGCAAUUCUUGGUCAAGUAGAAUCGGAUGUUGGAUACUCUGUGCUCAACAAUCGAGUCAAUGACUUGUUACGUGGAUGGAUGCAUGGUGUCUUGACUCAACUGGUGAGUGCCCGAGAAAACACCAACGAUAAAGACUAUGUUGUGUUCUGCAAUCGAAUUGGGGACAUUUUUCAACACAAUGGAGAACACAGUGCAUCCAUGAAACUCCACCAAACUGCUCUGGCAAUUUGUGAGACUGUGUUAGGUGAGAACCAUGAGAAAACAGGAAAAACUCGAAGCCUCAUUGGAGAUGUUUUCCUUGAGAGGGGUGACUAUGAAGGCGCCUUAUUCAAGUACAAGGAAGCCCUUGCCAUUGGAUUGUCAGUGUUUGGUGAAAGUCAUCCUGAGGUUGCAUUGACCCAUAACCGCAUAGGGCAUGUACUGAGUGAUCUGGGUGACAAGGAAGGUGCUUUGACCAAGUACAAGGAAACUCUUGCCAUUCAAAAGUCAGUACUGGACGAGGAUCAUCCUGCUGUAGCAACAACCUACAACAACAUUGGGCUUAUCCUCAAAGAACAGGGUGAUUAUGAAGGUGCUCUGUCAAAAUACGAGGAGGCUCUCGCCAUUACUGUGUCAGCAUUGGGUAAAGAUCAUCCUGAAGUGGCAGCCACCUACAACAACAUUGGCCUUGCCAUCCAGAAAAUGGGCGACUAUGAACGUGCUCUGUCAAAGCACGAGGAAGCUCUUGCCAUCCAAUUGUCAGCAUUGGGAAGAUCAUCCCGAUUGGUUACCCUACAACAACAUUGUCGUCUUGAGAGAUGCAACAAGAAGGUGCUCUGUCAAAAUAUGACGAAGCUCUUGCCAUUAGAUUGUCAGCUUGGGCAAGAAUACAUCCUGAUGUGGCAACCACUCAAAAUAUUGGGCUUGUACUGA